AUGAGGGCCUGGAUCUUCUUCCUCAUUUGCCUGGCCGGAAGGGCCCUAGCAGCACCACAACAGCAGGAAGCCCUGCCUGAUGAGACGGAGGUGGUGGAGGAAACCGUGGCUGAGGGAACAGAGGUACCUGUGGGAGCCAACCCUGUCCAGGUGGAAGUAGGAGAAUUUGAUGAUGGUGCUGAGGAGACUGAGGAAGAAGUAGUAGCUGAAAAUCCCUGCCAGAACCACCACUGCAAACACGGCAAGGUGUGUGAGCUGGAUGAGAACAACACCCCCAUGUGCGUGUGCCAGGACCCCACCACCUGCCCUGCUCCCGUUGGCGAGUUUGAAAAGGUGUGCAGCAAUGACAACAAGACUUUUGACUCUUCCUGCCACUUCUUUGCCACAAAAUGCACCCUGGAAGGCACCAAGAAGGGUCACAAACUCCACCUGGACUACAUCGGACCUUGCAAAUACAUUCCCCCAUGCCUGGACUCCGAACUGACUGAAUUCCCCCUGCGCAUGCGUGACUGGCUUAAGAACGUUCUGGUCACCCUGUACGAGAGAGAUGAGGACAACAACCUUCUGACUGAGAAACAGAAGCUGAAAGUGAAGAAGAUCUAUGAGAACGAGAGGCGCCUGGAGGCUGGGGACCACCCUGUGGAGCUGCUGGCUCGGGACUUCGAGAAGAAUUACAACAUGUACAUCUUCCCCGUGCGCUGGCAGUUUGGCCAGCUGGACCAACAUCCCAUUGACGGGUACCUGUCCCACACCGAGCUGGCCCCACUGCGUGCUCCCCUCAUCCCCAUGGAACACUGCACCACCCGCUUCUUUGAGACCUGUGACCUGGACAAUGACAAGUACAUUGCCCUGGAAGAGUGGGCCGGUUGCUUCGGCAUCAAGGAGCAGGAUAUCGAGAAGGAUCUUGUCAUCUAA
This is a messenger RNA of Elephantulus edwardii (Cape elephant shrew), 915 nucleotides long. It is a transcript of the gene SPARC, whose product is annotated as secreted protein, acidic, cysteine-rich (osteonectin). The record is from RefSeq and is a predicted model, not a curated record. Lineage: Eukaryota; Metazoa; Chordata; Mammalia; Macroscelidea; Macroscelididae. The transcript is spliced from 9 exons. Gene Ontology annotation, molecular function: calcium ion binding; extracellular matrix binding; collagen binding. Gene Ontology annotation, biological process: anatomical structure development. The coding region runs from base 1 to 915 and encodes 304 amino acids.